CUGGGCCGGGAGCGGCGCUGCAAUGGGAGACGCCACGGCUCGGGGGGCCGCCCGCGGCAGUUGCCGCCUGGCGCUGGUCGUCAUCGCCGCCGCCGCCACCGCCAUCCUGGGCGUGGCCUGUGCGGCCAAAGGCCUGGAAGAGGCCUCCUUCCCAGAAGACACGGAAUCACCGACCCGGAGCCGGCACUGGAGAAGCUACGCCGAUCUUUCGGACGAUGAGGAUCUGCUGGCGGAUGAGGCAUCCGGAGACGGGAACGGCAGCGGGGAGAACGGCAGCGGCAUUGUCUUCCCCGACCCUCGCCCCCUGGCCACCACCCACCCUCUCACCUCCACAGUCUAUUUCCGCGCUUUGGUGAAUUUCACAAAGUCCAUUGACUAUUCCUCACGCCUGGACGAUGUCAACUCAGACGAUUUUCAGGAUGUCUCCAAAGCAGUAGUGGAUACGUUGGAGUCUGAAUAUUACAAGAUCCCUGGAGAGCAAAUGGUCAGCGUGGUCUUCAUCAAAGAAAUCAACGGCUACAUCUUCGUGGAGCUGGACGUGGGCUCUGAGGGAAACAUGGAUGAAGAGGAGAUCCGCCAGGUGCUGUACGGGGUCAUCGAGAGCGGCUCCAUCGCUUCCUACGUCACCUCAACUCAGGGCUUCCAAUUCCGCCGCCUGGGAGCAGUCACCCCUGAUGUGCGGGCCUGCACUGCCGAGGAGUUUGCUUGCCGCAGCGGGGAGUGUGUGGCCAGGGAGUUCCUCUGUGACCGCCGCCCGGAUUGUCGGGACAUGUCGGAUGAGCUGGACUGCACUUAUCCGGUCCCCCUGGAAUGUGGCCGUGAGGAGUUCACCUGUGACAGCGGAGAGUGCGUGCCCCUGGCAUCCCACUGCAACGGACACCCCGACUGCGGCGAUGCCUCCGAUGAGGAUGGCUGCGAUGGGGAAGGAGUUAUGACCCCCCCAGUGGACGUCACCCCCCCACGGCCCUUCACCACUCGGAUUCCUGCCACCACGUCGCCGGUCACCACCCGCCGUCCGCCAGCCACCACGACUGCUCGCGUCGUCACCUCCAAGCCCCCGCUGAUCCCGGAGACCCGCCCCUGCAGGAAGGACGAGGCCCCCUGCUCCAACAAGCAGUGCGUCCUUCGCGACUACCUGUGUGACGGCGAGAAGGACUGCCAGGACGGCAGCGAUGAGCUGAACUGCGGCACCCCCAUUCCUUGUGAACCCAAUGAGUUCAAGUGCCGGAACGGGCACUGUGCCCUCAAGCUGUGGCGAUGCGACGGAGACAAUGACUGCGGGGACGGCUCAGAUGAGCUGAACUGCCCCACGAAGGGGCCCAGUGACACCUGUGGCCCUGAUCAGUUCGUCUGCGUGUCCAGCCACACCUGCAUCCCCGCCAGCUACCAGUGCGACGAGGAGGCCGACUGCUCCGACCGUUCGGACGAGAUCGGCUGCACCCCUCCACAGGUGAUCACGCUCCCCGAGGAGUCCGUCCAGGCCGCCCCCGGGGAAACAGUCCGUUUCACCUGCGUGGCCAUUGGUGUGCCCACCCCCAUCAUCACCUGGAGGCUCAAUUGGGGCCACAUCCCCACCAGCCGCAGGGUGUCCAUCACCAGUGAGAACGGCCAUGGGACCCUCAUCAUCCGGGACAUCAAAGAGGCUGACCAAGGGGCCUAUACCUGCGAGGCAAUCAAUGCCCGUGGGAUGGUGUUUGGCAUCCCUGAUGGCGUAUUGAGCCUCACACCUGGGCAAGGGCCCUGUCCGGAAGGGCAGUUCCACGUCAAGCAGACCUCCCAGUGCCUCUCCUGCUUCUGUUUUGGCAUUACCAGAGCAUGCCACGGCACCACCCGCCAUCGCAGCCAGAUUCGCCUGCGCUUCGACACCCCUGACGACUUCAAAGGUGUCAACGUGACAACCCCGUCUCUGCCUGGCACGCCGCCCCUCUCUUCCACACAGCUGCAGAUAGACCCCAGCUUGCAGGAGUUCCAGCUGGUUGACCUCUCUCGCCGCUUCCUGGCACAGGACUCUUUCUGGACGCUCCCCGGCCAGUUCCUGGGCAACAAGGUGGAUUCCUACGGCGGCUUCCUCAGCUUCAAGGUGCGCUACGGCCUGGCCCGUGGCGAGUCGGAGCCUGUGCACAAACCCAACGUCGUCAUUGUGGGCAAUGGGCAGAAGCUCAUCUACCGAGUGCAGGUGCCCACACAGCCCUUGGUGGUGAACCAGCGCCAGAUCCAGUUCACUGAGGAGAACUGGCAGAAGGAGUCGGGCGCCCCCGUGAGCCGCGAGGAGAUGCUGCUCACGCUGCAGAACCUGGAGGCCAUCAUGAUCCAGACGGUCUACGAUAACCGGAUGGCAAGCGUGGGCCUCAGCGACAUCGUCAUGGACACCACCACCACCGAGACCACGGGCCUGGGCGUGGCGCAUGGUGUCGAGCAGUGCAGGUGCCCGGUGGGCUACUUGGGCCUGUCAUGUGAGCGCUGUGGUGCCCAGUUCAAGCGUGUGCCUGGGGGCCGCUACUUGGGCACCUGUUCCGGCUGCAGCUGCAGUGGCCACUCCACCUCCUGUGACCCGGUCUAUCGGCAUUGCCUGAACUGCCAGCACAACACCGAAGGGCCCCAGUGUAACCUCUGCAAACCAGGUUUCUUCGGGGACGCCACCAAGGGAACCCCUACUGCCUGCCGCCCCUGCCCCUGCCCCUAUACCGAAGCCCCGCGCAGGUUUUCCAGCACCUGCUUCCUGGACACGGACGGGCAGGCCACUUGUGAUGCCUGUGCCCCUGGCUACGUGGGGCGGCGCUGUGAAAGGUGUGCUCCUGGCUAUGAAGGGAACCCCGUCCAGCCAGGCGGGAGGUGCGUGAGGAUUGGGCAGGAGAUAGUCAGGUGUGACGAGCGAGGGAGCCGUGAGGCCUCCGAAGGCGCCUGCCAGUGCAAGCCCAACGUCAUGGGCCGCCUCUGCAACGAGUGUGCCGGCGGGACUUUCCACCUCAGCCACAAGAACCCCGAGGGGUGCCUCAAGUGCUUUUGCAUGGGCGUCUCUCACCAGUGUGCCAGCUCCUCCUGGAACAGGGACCAGGUGCGAGUGACCUACGAGGACGCCGAGACAGGGCAGUUCACCCUCUCCAACUUGGCCAAUACUCGGACGGUCAGCGAGGGGAUCCGCUUCAUAGGCCUUUCGGAGCUGACUUUCUCUGCCUUCCACUCCCUGCCCCGUGACGUGUACUACUGGGUGCUCCCUGAGCGCUUCAAGGGGGACAAGGUGACCUCAUACGGUGGAGAGCUGCACUACACCAUCCUGCACACGGCCGCUCCUGGCGCUGCGCUGCUGCACGGGCAACCGGACGUGCUGCUGCAGGGGAACGGCAUCUUCCUGGAGCAUGUUGGGAGAGCAGCCCCCCCGCCUGGAACCCCCACCUCCUUCACCGUGCCCUUCCGGGAGCAAGCCUGGCGCCGUGCUGAUGGGCAGAAUGCCACACGUGAGCAUCUCCUCAUGGCGCUGGCAGAUGUCGAUGUGUUCAUGAUUCGGGCCUCCUACUCUGAGCGGCCGUCAGAGAGCAGGAUCUCUGGCCUCCACCUAGACGUGGCUGUGCCCCAUUCCACAGGGCUAGACCCAGCUGUGGAGGUGGAGGACUGCACCUGCCCUCCGGGCUACCGAGGACCCUCGUGCCAGGAGUGUGAUGUUGGCUACACGCGCACCACCAGCGGCCUCUACCUGGGCACGUGCGAGCCCUGUGACUGCAGCGGGCACAGCACCGAGUGCAACUCCCAGAACGGAGAAUGCCAGAACUGCCAGCACAACACAGAGGGGCCCCGUUGUGAACGCUGCCAGCCAGGCUUUUAUGGCGAUGCCAGGCGUGGGAGCCCUGGAGACUGUCAGCCGUGUCCAUGCCAGGGACCUUACUCUGCCAGCCAGGCCACCAAGACAUGCUUCCUGGACACUGACGGGCAGCCCACAUGCGACUCCUGCCACCCCGGCUAUGUUGGCCGCCAGUGUGAAAGGUGUGCUGCUGGCUACUCAGGCAACCCUGUCUUGGGCCAACCCUGCACAGAGCCAGGCACCCGGUGCCAGUGCAACCCGCUGGGCAGCCUCAGCAGCCUGUGUGAUGCCAGCGGGCAGUGCCAAUGUAAGGCCCACGUGGAAGGACGCUCCUGCAGCAGCUGCCGGGCCCACCACUUCCACUUGAGCGCGGAGAACCGGGACGGCUGCCUGCCCUGCUUCUGCAUGGGGGUCACCCAGCAGUGUACCAGCUCCUCCCACUACCGGGACGUGGUCACCAGCCCCUUCCGUCCCGGGGAUGUCCGGGGAUUUGCCCUGGUCAAUCGUCAGCACAACACCCGCAUCCAGACGGGCUUCACGGUGGAGAUGUCGGCCGAGGGCCCUCAGCUCUCCUACGGCCGUUUUGGGCAGCUGGGGCAGGAGUCCUACUACUGGCAGCUGCCAGAGGCCUUCUUGGGAGACAAGGUUGGCUCCUACGGGGGACGCCUUCGCUACACCCUUUCCUACGAUGCCGGAGCGACUGGCUCUCCACUGCCAGACCCGAAUGUGCAGAUCGCAGGCAAUGAUAUCACUUUGAUAGCCUACCUGCCCGAGCUGCGGCCCCGUGAGCGCAAGAGUUUUGAGGUGGUCUUCCAGGAGCAAUACUGGAAGCGGCCAGACGGGCAGCCUGCCACCCGCGAGCACUUGAUGAUGGCUCUGGCAGACCUGGACGAGAUCCUCAUCCGGGCCACCUACUCCACAGACAUGGUGUCAGCCAGCAUCACUGCUGUCGGCAUAGAGAUUGCUGUGCCCACCUACACCAACCUGCCACGGGCUCUGGAAGUGGAAGAGUGCCGCUGCCCACCAGGAUACCAGGGCCUCUCCUGCCAGGACUGUGCCGCGGGCUACACUCGCACUGGAGGCGGGCUGUACCUGGGACAUUGUGCAUUGUGUGAGUGCAACGGACACUCAGACUCCUGCCACCCAGAGACAGGCGCCUGCUCAAGCUGCCUGCACAAUGCUGCCGGAGAGUUCUGUGAGCAGUGUGCCCCCGGCUUCUACGGAGACGCCACUGCCGGCACCCCUGAAGACUGCCAGCCGUGCGCCUGCCCGUUGCUCGAUCCCGAGAACCAAUUCUCCCGGACGUGUGAGAGCCUGGGGGCAGGAGGCUACCGCUGCACUGCCUGUGACCCUGGCUACGCCGGCCAGUACUGCGAGCAGUGUGCCCCAGGCUAUGUAGGGAACCCCAACAUUCGUGGACAAAAGUGUGUUCAUUUGGCUGCUCCGGACCAGCCUCCGCUCGUCGUUCGGGUGCAUCCACCACGGACUGCUGUGUCACAAGGUAGUGAGGUCACGCUGCAUUGUCAGGUCAGCGGACACCCCCCUUAUUAUUUCUACUGGUCCCGGGAAGAUGGGCGCCCCGUGUCAGGCACGGCCCAGCGCAGGCGGCAAGGCGAAGAGCUCCAUUUCCCCAGCAUCCAGCCCUCUGAAGCCGGGGUUUACAUUUGCACCUGCCGCAACCCCCAGUACAGCAACACCAGCCGUGCUGAAGUCAUUGUCACGGAAGCGCCCAGCAAGCCCAUCACAGUGACGGUGGAGGAGAAGAAGGUGCAGAGCGUGCAGCCGGGGAGCGACGUCACCUUCGUCUGCACAGCCAAGAGCAAGUCGCCCGCCUACACGCUGGUGUGGACACGGCAGAAUCACGGGAAGCUGCCCGGCCGGGCCAUGGACUUCAACGGCAUCCUCACCAUCCGCAACGUGCAGCCCCAGGAUGCUGGCAUCUACGUCUGCACUGGCUCCAACAUGUUUGACAUGGACGAGGGAGUCGCCACCCUCUACGUGCAAACUCCGUCCAAGACUCAGAUGUUCUAUGGACCUGUAGAAGUGCUGGAAGGCCACAGACCCUCCGGAUCUGCUGUCCCACCUAUGGCCACCAUCCAACCCUCUCAGCUGAGCGUCCAGCCAGGCCAGCCUGCCGAGUUCCGCUGUGUGGCUACAGGAAGCCCCCAGCCCACGGUGGAAUGGGUUGGUGGACAAGGGGGUGUGAUUUCCCCGAAGGCAGUGAUCCAGGGGGGAAUCCUGCGCUUCCCAGCAGUGGAGCCUGCUGAUGAGUCGCAGUACUUGUGCCGCGUGCGGAACAGUGCUGGGCAGCACAUGGCCCGGGCCUUCUUACAAGUGCACAGUGCUGGUGCCCCUCAGGUGCAGGUGAGCCCGGAGCGCACAGAGGUGCAGGAGGGCAGCACAGUCAGGCUGUAUUGCCGGGCUGCCGGAUCCCCCACUGCCACCAUCACCUGGGAGAAGCAAGGGGGCGCUUUGCCACCACAGGCUAUCCCCGUCUUUGGCUUCUUCCACUUCCAAGGUGGCAGCUUGGAAGUUCUCCGGCAACGGAUACAGGAGCUUCAGCAGUCCUAUGCCGAGAGAAGGGACAUUGGCACCCUCGUGAUUCCUUCCAUUACUGCUGCUGACAGUGGGGUGUACCUUUGCGUAGGGAGCAGCGCAGCAGGAGUCGGCCGAGCACGGAUCGAGGUGGAGGUCACCCGAGCCGCUGGCGUUCCUCCUGCAGUGAGAAUUGAGUCUUCUUCUUCAUCGGUCACUGAAGGCCAGACGUUGGAUCUGAACUGCCUCAUUCCUGGCCAAGCGGCUGCAGGGGUCACCUGGUACAGGCGAGGAGGGGCCCUGCCAGCCAGCCACCAGGUCCAGGGGCCUCUGCUGCGCAUCCCGCACAUUUCUGCAGCUGACUCUGGUGAAUACGUCUGCCGGGUUAGCAACGGCGCUGGCCCCAAGGAAGCUUCCAUCACCGUGACUGUCCAGCAGGGCGGCAGCUCCUCACGCGAGGCCCCUGCAGUCAGGAUCGAAUCUCCCUCCUCCUCCGUCCUCGAGGGGCAGGCCGUGGACCUGAACUGCCUUGUCGCUGGCCUGUCGCAGCCCAGAAUCACGUGGUACAAGCGACAAGGGGCGCUCCCUGCAAAUCACAAGAUUUCUGGCUCCCGCCUGCGGAUUCUUCAGGCCUCAGCAGCAGACUCUGGCGAGUACGUGUGUCGGGUGGGCAGCAGCAGCGGCAGCCCUGUCCAAGAGGCCUCUGUCGUGGUCACCAUCUACAGCACUGCCCACACCUCAGGUGUUACCCCACCUGUGAGGAUCGAGUCUUCAUCACCCUCCCUUCUUGAAGGACAGACCUUGGACCUCCACUGUGUUGUUGCUGGCCAGCCCGGUGCUGCAGUCACCUGGUACAAGCGAGGCGGGUCCCUGCCAGCCGGGCACCAGGUCUCUGGCUCCCACCUGCGCAUCCCCCAGGCCUCUCCCACUGACGCUGGGGAGUACGUUUGCCACGUCAACCUGGAUUCGGUGGUCAGAGAAGCCUCCGUCAUCGUCGGCAGGGUCGGCUCCUCUUCCACCUUAGGCAUCGCUCCCUCCAUGAAGAUCGAGGCUUCCUCCCCUCAGGCAACCCAAGGACAAACGCUGGAGCUGGACUGUACUGCGGCUCACCAGGAGCCGGUCACGGUGAUGUGGUACAAGCGUGGCGGAUCCCUGCCAGCCAACCACCAGGCUGUUGGAUCCCGCCUGCGGCUAAUACAAGUCUCCCCAGCGGAUUCUGGCGAGUACGUUUGCCGCAUCAGCUAUGGCUCUGCCACCCAGGAGGCGUCUGUCUUCGUCCGCAUCCAGCAGGGCAGCACCGACUCCUUCCCCCCUGGUGUGACUCCUCCGGUGCGAAUUGAGUCGUCUUCCACCUCUCCGGCUGAGGGACACACGCUGGACCUGACGUGUAUUGUGGCAGGCCCCACACAGGCCAGAGUUACAUGGUACAAGCGAGGAGGGCAACUCCCCUCCAGCCACCAGGUCUCCGGCUCUCUCCUGCGCAUCCCCCAGGCCUCGGCAGCUGAUUCCGGGGAGUACGUCUGCCGCGUCAGCAACGGCACAGCUGUUCACGAGGCCUCCCUCAUCGUCACCAUCCAGGGUGGCCCAGGGGCCUCCUACUCUGUGGGUGUCACCCCCCCAAUACGGAUCGAGACCUCGUCCUCCUCUGUGGUUGAGGGCCAGACUGUGGAUCUAAACUGCUUGGUGGCGGGUCAGUCGCAACCCCAGGUCAUGUGGUACAAGCGAGGCGGCGCCCUGCCAGUCAACAGCCAGAUCCUUGGAUCACGCCUAAGGAUCCUGCAGGCCUCAGUAACCGACUCGGGAGAGUAUGUUUGCUAUGUGAAUGACGGCACCAGCCCCCUCGAGGCCUCCGUCAUCCUUUCCAUCCCCAGCAGUGCCGCUUCUACUUACCCUUCUGGCGUUGUCCCACCAGUGAAGAUCGAAUCUUCGUCCUCAUCUCUCAUGGAGGGACAGACCUUGGAGCUGAACUGCCUUGUUGCCGGACAGGCGCAGCCCAAAGUCACGUGGUUCAAGAGGGGGGGUGCCCUCCCAGCCAACCACCAGGUCGUGGGCACCCGCCUGCGCAUCCCACAGGUCUCCUCUGCCAAUUCCGGAGAGUACGUCUGCCGCGUCAGCAGCCCUGCUGUCACCCAGGAGGCUGUUCUGGUGGUCACCAUCCAAGACCGUGACGGCCCCGCCCAUCCUCCAGCCGCCGCCCCCCCUCUGGGGAUCAAACCUUCAUCGCCCUCCGUUGUUGAAGGACAGACCUUGGAUCUGACCUGCAUUGCUCCAGGCCAGCCACAAGCCACGUUCACAUGGUAUCGCCGAGGGGAGGCACUGCCUGCCAGUCACCAGGUCUCCAAUUCCCACCUGAGGCUGGUCCAUCUCAGCCCAGCUGACUCCGGCGAAUACGUGUGCCGUGAGCGUGGCGUGGCCAUCCCACGAGAGGCUUCCUUCGUGGUCUCCGUGCCAGCCAGCACCAGCGCUGCCUCCCGUCUUCAGAGCCCCAUCAUUUCCAUUGAGCCGCACAGCACUGCAGUGCGCAAAGGGGAGGACGUCGCCUUCAAGUGCCGGAUCCACGAAGGUGCUCAGCCCAUUGAGAUCACCUGGAAGCUGCCCAAUCACCAGCGGCAAGAUAAUGUGAAGAUCAGCCCGAACGGCUCUGUGGUCGCCAUCACUAACGCAGGCCCCCCAAACCAGGGGACGUACCGCUGCGUGGCCUCCAACCGCUUUGGAAUCGCCCACAGCGUGGUCAACCUGAUGGUGCAAGGGCCACCUACAGUCUCAGUGGUGCCGAAGGGCCCGAUCCAGCUGAAGGUGGACAAGUCCAUCAGCCUAGACUGCCAGGGAGCCGGGGAGCCCCGCCCGCUGGUGCGCUGGAGCAAGCUGGGCGUCCGGCAAAAGCUGGAGAAUCAGAAACAGGAGCCUGUGGAGAGCCGGUCCGUUUUGAAGAUCUCCUUUGCAAAGCUUGAGGAUGCUGGGACUUACGUGUGCCUGGCCCAGAACGCCCUGGGGAUGGCAGAGGCACAGGUUGACGUGAGCGUGGAGAGUGUCCAUGGGAAACCGGGGGCACCUGAGGUCAGCGUGAGCCCAACGUUGACGGUGGUCGCUGGACAGACAGCCAGGCUCCACUGCUCUGCCACAGGGGAUCCUGUUCCCACCAUCCAGUGGUCCAAGCUGAGGGCUCCCCUGCCCUGGCAGCAUCAGGUGGUGAACGACACCGUCCUCAUCAUCCCCCGGGUGGCUCAGCAGGAUUCCGGGCAGUACAUUUGCAACGCCAGCAACGCAGCCGGCUUCACGGAGGCCUUUGUCGUGCUGGAUGUGGAAUCACCACCGUAUGCCACCAGCCUUCCAGAUGUGGCAUCAGUACGGGCAGGCGAAGUGGUGCAGCUCCAGUGCCUCGCCCAUGGCACCCCGCCUCUGCGCUACGAAUGGUCCAAGGUCGACGGCAGCCUCCCUGGCCAUGCUGUGGUGCGCGAGGCAGUUCUGCACAUCAGUCCUGCCACGCCCCAGGACUCCGGCACCUACCGUUGCCUCGUCAGCAAUCGGGUGGGCUCUGCAGAGGCCCUGGCCCAGGUCCGGGUGCGAGGCACGGGUCGGGGACCCCCCUCUGUCCAGAUCAGCCCACAGAGUGACACAAAGGCUGUGGGAGGCGUGGCUGAGUUCACGUGCUCAGCUGCUGGAGACCCCCAGGUGCAGACGGAGUGGUCUAAAGAGGAUGGAGAGCUGCCCCCCAACCACAGCAUCAGAAACGGGGUGCUUCGGAUUGAGAAGCUGGACCGGGGGUGCCAAGGUGUGUACGUCUGCCGGGUGAGCAGCCCCUCCGGCCAGGCUGAGGGCAGGGCCAGGCUGAUCGUCCAGGCAUUACCCAAAGUGAUGAUCAAUAUCCGAACAUCGGUGCAGACGGUGCUGGUGGGCAAUGCGGUGGAGUUCGAGUGCCUGGCCUUUGGGGACCCCAAACCGCGUGUCACCUGGAGCAAGGUGGGCGGGCGGAUGCGGCCAGAGGUGCUGGUGAAUGGAGGCAUGGUGAAGAUUGAGCAGGUGGAGCAGGCAGACGCCGGGCAGUAUCGCUGCACCGCCACCAACGAUGUUGGCACGGUCCAGUCCCAUGUCAUCCUGCGUGUCCAGUCUGUCCCCCAGAUAGCAGCCCAGCCAGAGGUGAAGGAGGUCUCGGCUGGGUCCAUGGUGGUCUUCCCCUGCCUAGCCUCUGGCUUCCCGGUCCCUGACAUCUCGUGGACCAAGCUAGAAGGAGACCUCCCCGAGGAUGUCCGGUUGGAGGGGAAUGUCCUGACGAUCCCAGCAGCCCGCCCAGCGGACACUGGCGUCUAUGUCUGCACAGCCUCCAACCGCCAGGGGAAAGUGACAGCGUUCUCCAUGCUUAAAGUGCGAGAGCGGGUAGUACCAUAUUUUACCCAGAAUCCUCAGUCCUACCUUGCCUUGCCAACCAUGAAAGACGCCUAUAAGACCUUCACCAUUGAGAUCACCUUCCGGCCAGACACUCCUGAUGCUCUUAUGCUUUACUCAGGGAUGCUGGUGUACAACGGUCAGAAGAAAAACACAGGCACCGACUUUGUUUCCUUUGGCCUGGUGGGGGGCCGUCCGGAGCUCAGGUUUGAUGCCGGCUCUGGCAUGGCCACCAUUCGGCACCCUUCGAUCAUCAAACUGGGCGAGUUCCACACGGUCCGACUAUACCGCAAUCUCACCCAGGGCUCGCUGGUGCUGGACCAUCACCCGCCUGUGAAUGGCACUUCUCAGGGCAAAUUCCAAGGCCUGGACCUGAACGAGGGGCUGUACCUGGGCGGAUAUCCCAACUAUGCCGCUGUCUCCAAGACGGGCCUGAGCAGCGGCUUCAUUGGAUGCGUCCGACAGCUGCUCAUCCAAGGGAAGGAGGUGAUCUUCAGAGACUUUGACUUGCCAGCCCAUGGGGUGUCAAAUUGUCCCACGUGCCAGGACCAGCCAUGCCAGAAUGGAGGCGUCUGCAGGGACUCGGAGAGCAGUAGUUACGUGUGCGAGUGUCCACAGGGAUUUGCCGGGAGCAACUGCGAACACUCCCAGGCCCUGCGCUGCCAUCCAGAAGCCUGCGGUCCUGACGCCACCUGUAUUAACCAGGCCAACGGGCAAGGCUACAGUUGCCGGUGCCUCCUGGGCAGACACGGAGAGAAGUGCAUGGCAGGUGUCACAGUGACCACGCCUUACUUCCACGGGGGGGAUGCCUUUAUCUCCUAUCCCCCCCUCACCAACAUCCACUAUGAACUGCGCGUGGACAUCGAGAUCAAACCCCUCUCCCCCGAUGGCCUCAUCCUCUUCAGCAGGGGUGAAGGUGCCCCACUGGCUGACUUCGUCUCACUCGGCAUGGCCCACGGGCACGUGGAGUUCCGCUAUGAGCUGGGAUCAGGCACAGCCAUUCUUCGGAGCAGGGAGCCCCUGGGGCUGGGCCAGUGGCACAAGAUCACGGCAGAACGCCUGAACAAGGACGGUUCCCUGCAGCUAGAUGACGAGAGGCCUGUGAAGAGGUCCUCGCCCGGCAAAAGCCUGGGCCUGAACCUGCGCACACCUUUGUACCUGGGAGGUGUGGAUGAUGCCAGCCAGCUGCCAACAGCUGCCAACAUCAGCAGCCAUUUCUAUGGCUGCAUCGGGGAGGUUUCAAUCAAUGGAAAGAAAGUGGACAUCUCCUACAGCUUCCUCGAGAGCCGCGGCAUUUCCCGGUGCUUUGACAGCUCCCCCUGCGAUCGCAGACCGUGCCAGCAUGGGGGCAAGUGCCUGCCCACUGGCGAGUAUGAAUUCCAGUGCGUGUGCCAGGACGGCUACAAAGGGGAGCGCUGUGAGGAGCCUGAAGUCCACUGCCGGCUGCAGCAUCCCUGUCUGAAUGGGGGCACGUGCAAGGAUACCACUUGUGUGUGCCCCCCAGGCUUCCUGGGUUUAUACUGUGAACACGAUGCAACACAGCACCAGCUGAACGUCGAGUGGACACUGGAAGGCAGCGGGGGAAACGAUGCCCCGGGACAGUAUAGUGCCUACUUCCAUGACAGCAGCUACGUGGCACUUCCGCGGCAUGCUUUCCCCAGGAGCCUCCCCGACUCCCCAGAGACAAUAGAGAUGGAAGUGCGCACCACCUCUCCAAGCGGGCUGCUGCUCUGGCAGGGCGUGGAAGAAGGGGAAAGCGGGAAGGCAAAGGACUUCAUUAGCCUCGGACUGAAAGAUGGACACCUGGUAUUCAGCUUUCAGCUCGGGAGUGGGGAAGCCCACAUCGUCUCUGAAGACCCCGUCGAUGAUGGCGAGUGGCACAGGGUGACCGCCAUUCGAGAAGGGAGGAGAGGCUUCCUUCAGGUCGACGGAGAGGAGAUGGGGGCCGGUGAGUCCCCUGGCAGGAACGUCAUGGUGAACACUCAAGGUCGAGUCUAUAUAGGUGGAGCACCUGAUAUCAACACCUUGACUGCAGGGAAGCACAUCUCAGGACUCACAGGGUGCAUUAAGAACGUGGUGCUGAUCAACGAGAGGCCGGGCCAGCACCCUCAGCAGCCAGUGGACCUUCAGCACCACUCCGAGGCAGGCUUCAACAUCCAGGAAUGUCCUUCGUAGAGCAGGCUGGCCUCUUCUGCACUCCUGGCUGUUUUCGUGUCAGCAGGCCAAUCCAGAGACAGCUAUUAUUAUUAUUAUUAUUUUAUUAUUAUGAAUUUUUUAAAGAAACAGAAAGGGUGCUUUGCUGCUACCAAAAAGUGAGUGGGAGGGGACUCGGUUUGGGUUUGUGUAAGAGACAGACCAACGGACCAGUCAUGCCCCCCCCCUCCCCCAGCCCUCCCACGGAAAAACAGACGGCACAGCAGUGGACACCAAGGACCGGAGGGCUACGCUGAUGGAAAAGGACGUGGGCAGCUGCCGCCGCACGUUUCUAGGGAUAUCAGGAAGGCACGCUUGGAGGACUCGCGCUGGGGGGACUGGUGCAGCCUCUCCUCUUGCCGAGGGGAGGAAGAGGUGUCGGUGGGCCCCACGGCUUCUCCACUUCCACUGCUGGGCUGGGCCAGGCAGGUCAUGACCAAAGAUUACCCUGUUCUCUAGAGAGAAGGGAUUCUGAUGCUGCCGAGGAAAGGGAAGAGCCCUGCUCCUCAUUCUCAGUAGCACCUGCCACCCUUUCCGGGUCACAUCAGGCUUGAUGAGAGCGGUGGGGAAACGGAGUGACUUCUGCUAGCCCUCCCCCCCGCCCGCCCCGAACCCAUGCAGCUGCUCUGCUUGGUGGUGGGGAGAGGGGCAGUUCCUGAGCUUUCUUGUUUGUAACCAUGUCCCUUCUGUGCCCCAAAUGACCUCAGUUUUGGGAGAUGGCAACUCUGGCUCUCCUUUCCUUGCUGUGCCUAGAGUGACACAAAGAGCCAAGCACAGUACGAUGCCCCCCGGGGGCAGGGGGGGCGGUCAGGAACUGUGUGUGGCAUUGCCCUGUGCUUGGAUCUGAGAGCACCACCAGGGACUCCAGACACAGAGAGGGUCCAACGGGUGCUGCGUUCAAAGGCCUUGAGGUAAAGCUGGGCCUUCCACCUUCCUUUCUCCACCCAGCCACAACAGCCCUUCAGUGCCUUGUUCCGUAUGGAGCCUUCGGGUGGAUUCCUCUGCUCCUUUGCAGUGAGCAGCCCCCUAGUAAUAGCCAGCCCCACCGGACCCCCAGCUCUGGAGGGCUUAGAUGAGGGGAGGCUGACUCCCUCUUCUCUGAGCCUGCUGCAACCCCCCCCCCCAAAAUACUGGCUGGCAGCUGGACCCAUGCUGGACCCCUCCGCCUUUCCCUCGGAGGACUCAGAUAGGAUGGAGCAGGGCGUUGGGCUGCCUGCUUAGAUGAGAGCUGCAAGUAGCUGGCCCCAGCCCCGGUGGCAUCUGCCUGCCCUCCCGGAUGAAAGCCAGGCCUGAAGUUUCCCUCAAGGGUUUUAGGGAGGGGGGUCUGUAUGUGGUGAUAAAGAGGUAGAAGGGUGCCCUUGGCAAAUGAGAACGGGUUUCUACCACCAGCCCCCUCCCAAGACCUUGCAAGAACUGGGGGGGGGGGGGGCGGCACUGGAGAAAAACUUGGGCUUUGACCAAAUGACCAACCUGACCCUCUUCAAACGCCUUGAGUUCUCACCUGCACCGGUGAUGAGAAGCAGACAGAAGGGGGAGCCUCUCCGUCAGACUUGGGGCUCCCUGCACUACUCCUGGCUCCGGCUCCCACGUUCCCUUCUCCUUGUGGCUCGUGUCGGACUGGGCGUGGCUCUCCAACCAGCACUGACUCCUCUGCCUUGCCCGCCUGCUUCACGGAUCAGAACACGGCUGGGAGACCCUGCCGUGCUCAGGGGGUUCUGGAACGCAUUCCUGUCUUUGCUGCCCGUUUGUUCCUUUUCUUAAAUAAAUGGUGCUGAACCCCGAAA
Messenger RNA from Eublepharis macularius, 14691 nucleotides. RefSeq names its product heparan sulfate proteoglycan 2 (gene HSPG2). The record is from RefSeq and is a predicted model, not a curated record. Gene Ontology annotation, molecular function: protein binding; calcium ion binding. The coding region runs from base 23 to 12889 and encodes 4288 amino acids. The transcript has 97 exons. Lineage: Eukaryota; Metazoa; Chordata; Lepidosauria; Squamata; Eublepharidae.